Molecule: messenger RNA, 174 nt
Organism: Acaulospora morrowiae
Lineage: Eukaryota; Fungi; Glomeromycota; Glomeromycetes; Diversisporales; Acaulosporaceae
Source: the annotation of a GenBank genome assembly
UAGCAGGGGCAAUCAUUGCUAUUUGGAAAAGUUAAUUAUUCGACGAAAAUGGUAUCUUCCAAGAGACCGCAGACCAAGGUUGUACCGUGACACACCGACAGCUCCUUGUUCAAUUGGGUCAUUUGAUCAAGUGAUAAGAGAGGUAUGGUUGGAAAAUCGCAGGUCAAUCACAUC